This is a messenger RNA of Mobula hypostoma (lesser devil ray), 1286 nucleotides long. RefSeq names its product PAK4-inhibitor inka2-like. The record is from RefSeq and is a predicted model, not a curated record. Gene Ontology annotation, cellular component: nucleus. The transcript has 2 exons. NCBI's taxonomy places the organism in Eukaryota, Metazoa, Chordata, Chondrichthyes, Myliobatiformes, Myliobatidae. Gene Ontology annotation, molecular function: protein kinase binding; protein serine/threonine kinase inhibitor activity. The coding region runs from base 108 to 1157 and encodes 349 amino acids.
AAAAAAGCAACAGUGGGGUUAGAAAAGAGUGAAACAAGUACGACAAUGCCAAUGUAGGACAGAGAUUGUCGGAGGGAACGGCGCGGGGAUGCAGGACGUCAAACUUGAUGAUUUCAUUUGCCAUCUUCGGAAAGAAAUGGUCCUUUGUGGUUUUUUGUUCCCUUCCUCAGAUAAGUAUGAAGGAGGCGGGAGCAUGCCUUCGAGAUCAGAUGCAGUGUAUGAUGCAGGCACUGCAGGACCUGAAGCAGAUCCACAACAUCAGCAGCCUGAGCCUGAAAGAAGAAGAAGAACGUCAGAGACCCCUGUCUCCCACCAGGGGAAGGACCUCCCAUAGCUUCACCUCUGACAUCUCCGAGUCAGACACGUACGACUCUGCCUGCUGUCUGGCGUCCCCCAGGAGCGAGGAGGAAGGCAGCUCUACAGUGUUUGCCUCGCACUCCAGUGAGCGAAGCUUGGAGUUCGACUCAGGCUACUCAGAGGCCUCUGGGCCCACAUUGACCAAAGCUGCACGUGUCGGGAGUUCGCCAUGCUUGAGAGAAAACAGAAUCCCCCCAGUUGGUAUCUUGAGAAAUAAGAUCGGCCUUGGACCAAACAAGAAAAUAAGACCAAAGUCAACCUCUGAUGUCUAUUCAGAACAGGCCUGUUGGAAGAUUUUUGAUUAUGCAGAUCCCAAUGACUGGACCGUGAAUUUACUCUCCCAGAGUAGGAACAGACAGCCUCUAGUACUGGGGGACAAUUGCUUUGCUGAUCUGGUAGAAAAUUGGAUGGAUCUACCAGAGGAGGGGGAUGAGAUGAUGGAACCAAGGGGUAAGGAGCAGUCCAGCAGAUGGUUGGGGAGGUCUCAUGAAUUCAUCCUGAAUAUCUCUGGAAAUGUCAAGCGCAAACUGGCCAACAUCUCCAGGUCUGACAGAUCAAAGACUACGGAUCCCAAGCACCAUAGCAGCAGAGACAACAGCCAUGCGCACAUGCUAUCAAAAAGACUCUCUUGUCCGACAAGUUUGGCUAAUUACAUGCCGAAGCUCUCUUAUCUCCAUCGUUCUCACUCUAGCUUACCCCAGACACAUGAAGCCUCAACGGACUUUGAUAAAUUCAUGGCUUUGAUGAAAAGCAGAAGUAGGAAACCGAUUAUUUGCAAGGACACAAUUAGUUAUGUAUAGAAUAAACAGAAUGAACGUUGAAUCUGAGGCUUAUUGUACAUGAAUUUCAUUUUUUAAUAUCUUUUUCAUAUAAACCAAAAUGUAUAAAAGCAUUUAGUUUGUUCAUACAGUUUAUAUUUUAUACAUUGU